GCAAUCUUCUACAAAUGAGUGAACUCGAGGCCAAGCUUCCCCAAAAACGGUAUUACCGUCAACGUGCUCAUGCCAACCCAUUCUCCGAUCACCAUUUGGAAUACCCUGCCAAGCCUGAGGACAUGGACUGGUCAAAGCACUAUCCCCAGUUCUAUCCUGCUAAAGAGGGAGAGGUUCAGAAAAAAGUCGAAUUUGCAGAUAUUGGCUGUGGUUAUGGUGGUCUUUUGAUUGCUCUCUCUACUCUCUUUCCCGAGAAGCUGAUGUUAGGUAUGGAGAUCCGUACAAAAGUAGAAGACUAUGUAUUUGAGCGCAUCAAGGCUUUACGUACUCAAGAGCCUGGAUCUUACCAGAAUGUAUCAAUUAUUCGUAUGAAUGCCAUGAAGUUCUUGCCAAAUUUCUUUGAGAAAGGACAGCUUUCAAAAAUUUUCUUUCUCUUCCCUGAUCCUCACUUCAAACUUAGAAAACAUAAGGCGCGUAUUAUCAGCCAAACCUUGCUGGCUGAGUAUGCAUUCAGUCUCCGUGUAGGUGGUAUUCUCUACACUAUUACCGAUGUAAAGGAUCUUCAUGAGUGGAUGGUUAAGCACUUGGAUGAGCAUCCUUUGUUCAAGAGAAUCUCUGAUGAAGAAUGUGAACAAGAUCCUGUUGUCGAACACGUUCGCAACGCCACAGAAGAGGGAAAGAAGGUUGCCCGUAAUGAAGGUGAUAAGUUCCUCGCAUGCUAUCUCCGCAUCGAGGAUCCUUAUCAGGCAUAAGAUAUGCUACUCGAUUAUAUAUAAAAAAAUUACAAGAGCAUCAGAUUCUUGGAACGUCAUGUGUAUAUUAAAGAUUUGUUCACCCAUCUUUGCCCAGUCUACAGCAUAAAGAUAUACAUAAACUAGUAUAUUCUGUGCC
Messenger RNA from Phycomyces blakesleeanus NRRL 1555(-), 891 nucleotides. RefSeq lists its product as hypothetical. The transcript has 6 exons. The record is from RefSeq and is a predicted model, not a curated record. Gene Ontology annotation, biological process: tRNA methylation; RNA (guanine-N7)-methylation. Gene Ontology annotation, cellular component: tRNA methyltransferase complex. Gene Ontology annotation, molecular function: tRNA (guanine(46)-N7)-methyltransferase activity. Lineage: Eukaryota; Fungi; Mucoromycota; Mucoromycetes; Mucorales; Phycomycetaceae. The coding region runs from base 15 to 752 and encodes 245 amino acids.